Molecule: messenger RNA, 3261 nt
Organism: Diprion similis
Lineage: Eukaryota; Metazoa; Arthropoda; Insecta; Hymenoptera; Diprionidae
Exons: 9
Coding region: 248-2215 (655 amino acids)
Molecular function (GO): protein binding
Source: RefSeq, a predicted model, not a curated record
UCGAGAUAUUUGCUCGAUCCAGACAUCGAGCGUCGGUACCUAUUGUACGCACGAAGCUCAAUCAAUUGAUCAAAUUUGCUCAGCGUUACGUUAAACCUUUUACAUUAACGUAACGUUGACUCUUCGCGAUUUCGAUACACGUGACGUAGGAGGAGAGACGCGUGUUAUGUCACGUCGACGUAUGCAGUGCGUCGUCGGAAGUUCAGGUGCCGCCUCGAGACCUUCCUCUUCGCUUAUUUAGGUCGAGAUGGUCGUCAGCGGAGGAAAAAUGAAAGAGAGGAACAGAUUCCUGGCUCCCGAGGGCUUCAAUGACCAAUUGAAGAGGAAGGUCCGUCGUAUCAUCGCCGAGCACAGCGAGCGGCAGAGUCGCUCAUCCUCGCGACCGAAGGUUACUCCUUCCUCGUCCUCGGGGGCGUCCAAGUCCAGGGAGUUGAUCAACUACAGCAUAGUUGCCUCAACUCGCUGCGAAAACGCGCGGAACGGCCGCAACGGUUACACGGGCUUCUCCAGUUUCUCCGUCUGCGAAACAGCAGCGCUCUGCGAAUCACGUGCCGCCCCAAAAACCACCGGUGGAACAGUCUCUGGACGAAGAAAGUCAUCCCGGGCUAGAAAUCACCAGGACAUCUUCAACCCCCCGAAGAAGAACUCCAAACUCCCUUGCGUCCAGGAACCGUCGAGAAGAAAUCGUCGAGACAACGUCAAAGUGACUCUGGUGCGCCCUAAGGAGUCCAGGGAUCUUCCCUGGGGACCAGCGUCCGUCGAGGAGAGGGACGGGUGUCUUAUCGGGUACCAGAGAAGGCUGCUCGACAAGUUUCCCCCGGGAUACUUCGGGAGUGACGAUAUCAGGGAGCCACCGGGAAGAGCAUCGUCCUCGAGAGGGAAAACGGCGCAGGUAUUGCGGGAGAACGGAACCUCGACGGUUGUGCCAGAGAGCUACAAAAAUCGUGGGGAACUUCGCAGGUCGCCGAGCACAAGUCUGCCGAGUAGUUGGAAGAAGCCAACCCGUGUUGGCGUCAAGAAGUCCGUCUCCUUCAGCUCGGACACGAGCUUUCAGGAGAAGAAGUCCGUCUUCAGUUCAAAGACUCACGCCCACGAGGCCAAGGUCUAUCACAAAGGUGUUCUCCAAGAUCGUGCAUCGCCGAUUUUCGAAAGCCUGCGAGACGCCGUGGCCACGUCGCCGUCGCCGGCGGCCACCACGACGACCACGACGACGACGACGACGAACACCACAGCUGGAACAACGACGACCCUCGGAGGACCGUUGGCCCUUGUCAGGGCGGCCCGUGAGGGCAGCAAUUCCUCCCUCCGGCAGAUGAUGACGAACGCAAGAACGCCGCAAGGCGGCAGGGAGAUAAACAUAAACGCGGUUGAUGCCAGCGGCAGGACUGCCCUGAGCUACAUGGCUGGUGAUGGCGCCGCGGCGAUGCUCGAGGCUGCCCUCAGCUUUCCGGAAGUCGAUGUUAACCUUCCGGACAACGAGGGUAACACACCACUGCAUUUCGCUACUCAGGCCGGCCAAUUAGAAUGCGUGAGCAUACUUCUGCAAAGGUGUCCGGGAAUCGAGGUUGACGCUCGAAAUACUUUGGGAUUCACGCCGUUGAUGAAAGCCGCAAUUCAGGGCAGAACAAAAUGCGCGAAGAUCCUUUUAUUCGCUGGUGCUAAUCCAACCCUGAGAGAUUACGGACGGGGCUUGCGAGCCGAACAAUGGGCCAGAUUCUGCGGUAGAUACGUUUGCGCAGAGGUAAUCGAGCGCUUCGCCAGGCACCGACUCCUGGAGCGAACGACCUCGUGCAGAUGGGGAAGCGAGCCUGAGCUGGCGGCCAGAGUUCUCCAGGGCAAGGUGACCCCGAUGCCCACGAACCUACCCCCACAGCCCUCGACUCUCAAGUCGAAAAUACGGAGGGUUUUCAGGACCAGCUCGGGCCCCGACAACCGCAGCUUUUCCCUCGUCUCACAGCUGACCAGCGCUGCCCUUUGUGCGAGCAGCCCUGCGCUUCCGAGACCUGGCGAAGUCCCACCUGUUGUGAAGAGCCUCAUCCGCCCUUUGAGCGUCCCUCAGCUCAGAAUCACACUGGUGCCCUCGUCCGACGGUGCGCCGCUGGUGGGAUGUCGAGCUGGUGAAAAAAUUCACACAAACUUUACGGAGAAGAUUGUUUCCGAGAAGAUUGAAUCAUCCGUGUCAAAGCCGCCCAGGUCGAAAAAAAAGAGCAAGUGAAUCGCAAGCGUUGCUAUUCUAUCUCGCUGCUUGUGGCGAGCGACUCGACCACACCACCCAGACAUUACCACCCAUGUAUGUAUAAUACGGAGAGACAGCCAACCGGUAUAUGCCUAAUUCACGAUACGUUACACCUAGUAUAGGUUUACACCUUUACGUAUUGUAUUAUAGCUAAUAUUACUCUUAUUAUUAUAGUCCCGUGCCGACUAUGCAAUAUUGCUUAUCAGUACCCGGCGAGCGCGAGCUACGUUGAGAUAACGACUCGUACCUUGGUCCCAUUAUAUGCAUACCUAUAUUUUAUUUAUAGCUGCUCGUUUUCAAAUUGUAACAACGAAUGGGAUACCUUUGGUGCCUUGAAAAAGCCACGGGCAUAGAUACGUUUGUAACGAUCAGUUAUAUGGUAUCAAUCUAUUUAUUUUUCUGUCCUAUCGAUUCACACUUAUCGCAAUGUUGUAUUACGCUAUCUCUAUAUUGAAAAUUUCGCGGUGACCUAAACGCAUCGUUGUAAGAAUUUGGAACAGGAUUACCUGAAAAUUUCCAAAAGGUAUUUUAUAGUUGUAAAAAAUUUGGUAUUCCCCUAGGAAGUGAAUGAAUGAAGAGGAAAUCGGUGAGAAAUGAACCUAAUCGUAACGGAUAAACAUGAGUGCGCGUAGACACGUCAAGUUGAAACACUGUCUUUGAUCUGAAAGACCCUUGAUCUUCAUUAAAUGCGCUCUUCAAAUGUGUAUUCGCAAUAAACUCCUCACAGCUGAAUGUAAAGAGCUAAGUUAUAAAAUAGUUUGCCUAAGCAACAGUUACAGUAUAUACCUCAUCGUUUAUCGUUCUGCGUAACUGAAUAAACAGCAAGUGUGUCGACGUUGAAUCGAAGACGUUCUUCACUUUGAUUGAGAUCGCCGUAAAAUAUCCGUUACAAAGGGUCAGUCACGGUGUAACAGUGACUGCGUGAUCUAAUUGCGUAAAUUUUACACCGUACGUCAGAGUUAAAACCGAGAAACGCAAGGGUAUAAAAAAACGCGUGUGUGGUUGAUGGAAAAAUCGAGAAAACG